Molecule: messenger RNA, 6555 nt
Organism: Nicrophorus vespilloides
Lineage: Eukaryota; Metazoa; Arthropoda; Insecta; Coleoptera; Silphidae
Product: protein PFC0760c
Exons: 8
Coding region: 1-6555 (2184 amino acids)
Source: RefSeq, a predicted model, not a curated record
AUGGUAAACAAUGACAAUCCAAUACAAGAAAAUAAUAAUUUAACAGACACUAUAUCCGAAGAUAAAUCUGAAAAUGUGGAAGAUCAAGAAAAUGUUACUGCACCAACUAUGUCUGAUGAUAUUGUAAAAGUUCAAGGAAAUAAUAGUAAUACAGAGAAUGUAUCAGAUGAUGCAACAAUUGAUAAAUUACAUAAUAAUGAAAGUGAUGGUAUGCUAGAAAAAGUUGAAGAUCAGAGAGAUGAAGUAGAUUUAUUAAAGACAAAUGUCUCAAAAAUUAAUAAAGAUGUAGAAACUAAUGUUAAUUUGAACGCUAUGAAAGAGUCUGAAAAUAAAUCAGAAAUUUUGCUUAAUGAUACAUCUGCUGACGUAACUCCUCAGCAAACAGCAAGUCUUGAAACGCUCGCAACUGAAAAUAAAUUUGUAGAAAGUGAAAACGAUAAAUCCGUUAACAUGUCAAUUAGUAAUGUUUCAGAAACAGAAAAGGAAGAUUCCCCAGAAGAUCCAACAAAUGCUAAAGAUGGGGAACAUACAAAUGCUAUAAGUAACAACAGUGACGUUAAAUUUGAAACUAAUAAUCAAGAUAAAGAUGCAAAGUUAAGUGAAAAUAAGGAAAUAAAUGAAAACAUAUCUGAAGGUACACCGAAUAAUGAGGAUCAAAAAUCACAAGUUGAUAUUACAACUGGAAAAUCUGAUAAAACUGAUAAUGUUAUAUCUACUGAAGUCAAUACACCAGAAGAUGUAAAUAAUAUUAAUUCCGAAAAUCUUAAAGAAGCGGAAAUUAACAAUAAUCAAGAUGAAAUAGGAAAUGAUAAAAUAAAUAAUACAGCUGAAACCACAAAUGAAAAUACUUCAGAUGUAUCAACUAAUAAAACAAAUAACAAAUCAGAUGAUCUGCAUAAAACUGAUGAAGAUGUUGGUAAAGAGUAUAUUGAAAAUAAGAAUAAUCGAGAAAAAGUUGAGAAUAAUACAAAUGACUUAACAACUGGCGAAUCGAAGAAUAAUCAAACGAAAGAUGAUGAUUCUACGACAGAAAAUAAAUCAGAAAUUUUACCUAGUGAAGAGAAUGAUAAUGUUGAAUUAAAUCUAGAACAAAAUGUGAAAACUUCUGAAAGUAAACCAGCAGAUGUUUCUGAUUCUCAAGAGAUUAUUCAGAAUAAAACAAAUGGCCCAACGCAUGAUAAAGUAGAAGACAAUAAAACGGAAUCAUCGACAAUUGAUGAUAAAUCUGAUGAUAACAAAAAAUCAGAAAUUAAAAAUGAGUCGGAAGAUGCAAACAAUGGUCACGUAGAUGUUGUUAAAGAAAUAUCAACUAUUGAUAAAGCAAAUGAUGUAAUAAAUGACGAAUUAAAAGAUGAUAAGUCUCAUGAUAAAACGGAAAAUGGAAUUAAUAAUGAAGCUUCUGAAGAUAGUCCAAGUUAUAAAAUAAAUGUUAAUACUGAAGAGCAGAAUGUUGAGUUAAAUAACUUAACAGAUAAUAAAACUGAAAUAAAAAGUAUUCAAAAUAGAACACAUGAAAGUAUUUCAGCAGUUCCGUCUGAAAAUAAAGUUGAAGAUAAAUCAAGUGUUAAUGCUGAAGACCAGAAUAUUAAGCCAAAUGACUUACUGACUGAUCAAUCAAGUAUGAACGAUGCUUUAAAUGAAAAUAUAUCAGAAGUUGAGAGUCCUGAUAAAAUUGAAAAUGAUAAAAGCAGUCAAGAAUCUGAUGAAAAAGUUUCUGAAAGGAAAUCUGAAGAUAGUACACAAGAUAAAUCAAAUGUUACUCCUCAACAUCAGAAUAUUGAAUCGAAGAAGUUAACGACUGAUGAGAUUGAAAAUAAUAAAAUAGAGAAACCUGCUGAUGUGAUUAAUGAUGAAUUGAAAAUGAAUUCUACAACACAUGAAAACAUUACAGCUGUUCCGCCUUACAGUGAUAGUGAAAAUGUGAAAACCAAUAAAGAUUCUGAAGUGGAGGUUUCUGAACAUAAUUCAAGUGAUAAAUCAAAUGUUAUUGCUCAAGAACAGAAGGUUGAGUCAAAUAAAUUAAUAACUGAUGAAGUUGAAAAUCAUGUUUCUGAAAUGAAAUCUGAAGAUAGUUCAAGUAAUAUACCAAAAGAUAUUUCUCAAGACCAGACUGUUGAGUCAAAUAACUUAACAACUGCUGAAGUUGAAAGUAAUAAAGAAGAACUUACUGAUGUGAUAAAAGAUGAAGUAAAAAGUGUAAGCGAUACAACCAAUGCAAAUAUUUCAGAAGAUAAAACAGAAAAUGAUAAAAUUAAUGAAAAAUCCGAAGAUCACGUUUCUGAAAAGAAAUCUGAAGAUAGUUCAAGUGAUAAACCAAAAGUUAUUGCUGAAGAGCAGACUGUUGAUUCUAAUAUCAUAACAACUGCUGAAGAUGAAAAUAAUCAGAAGGAAGAACCUACUGAUGUGAUAAAUGAUGAAGUGAAAAGUGUAAGCGAUACAACCAAUGCAAAUAUUUCAGAAGAUAUAACAGGAGAUAAUAAAAUUAAUGAAAAAACCGAAGAUCACGUUUCUGAAAAGAAAACUGAAGAUAGUUCAAGAGAUAAACCAAAAGUUAUUGCUCAAGAGCACACUGUUGAGUCAAAUAACUUAGUAACUGCUGAAGAUGAAAGUAAUAAAAAUGAAGAUUCUACUGAUGUGAUAAAAGAUGAAGUAAAAAGUGUAAGCGAUACAACCAAUGCAAAUAUUUCAGAAGAUAAAACAGGAAAUGAUAAAACUAAUGAAGAAUCCAAAAAUCACGUUUCUGAAAAGAAAACUGAAGAUAGUUCAAGCGAUAAACCAAAAGUUAUUGCUGAAGAGCAGACUGUUGAUUCUAAUAUCUUAACAAAUGCUGAAGAUGAAAAUAAUCAGAAGGAAGAACCUACUGAUGUGAUAAAUGAUGAAGUAAAAAGUGUAAGCGAUACAACCAAUGCAAAUAUUUCAGAAGAUAAAAGAGGAAAUGAUAAAAUUAAUGAAAAAUCCGAAGAUCACGUUUCUGAAAAGAAAUCAGAUAGUUUAAGUGAUAAACCAAAAGUUAUUGCUCAAGAGCAGACUGUUGAGUCUAAUAACUUAACAACUGCUGCAGAUGAAAAUAAUCAGAAGGAAGAACCUACUGAUGUGAUAAAUCAUGAAGUAAAAAGUGUAAGAGAUACAACCAAUGCAAAUAUUUCAGCAGAUAUAACAGGAAAUGAUAAAACUAAUGAAGAAUCCGAAGAUCACGUUUCUGAAAAGAAAUCUGAAGAUAGUUCAAUUGAUAAACCAAAAGUUAUUGUUCAAGAGCAGACUGUUGAGUCAAAUAACUUAACAACUGCUGAAGAUGAAUCUAAUAAGAAGGAAGAACCUACUGAUGUGAUAAAAGAUGAAGUAAAAAAUGUAAGCGAUACAACCAAUGCAAAUAUGUCAGAAGAUAUAAUAGGAAGAGCUAAAAUUAAUGAAGAAUCUGAAGAUCACGUUUCUGAAAAGAAAUCUGAAGAUAGUUCAAGCGAUAAACCAAAAGUUAUUGCUCAAGAGCACACUGUUGAGUCUAAUAACUUAACAACUGCUGCAGAUGAAAAUAAUCAGAAGGAUGAACCUACUGAUUUGAUAAAUGAUGAAGUAAAAAGUGUAAGAGAUACAACCAAUGCAAAUAUUUCAGCAGAUAUAACAGGAAAUGAUAAAACUAAUGAAGAAUCCGAAGAUCACGUUUCUGAAAAGAAAUCUGAAGAUAGUUCAAUUGAUAAACCAAAAUUUAUUGUUCAAGAGCAGACUGUUGAGUCAAAUAACUUAACAACUGCUGAAGAUGAAUCUAAUAAGAAGGUAGAACCUACUGAUGUGAAAAUAGAUGAAGUAAAAAAUGUAAACGAUACAACCAAUGCAAAUAUGUCAGAAGAUAUAAUAGGAAGUGAUAAAAUUAAUGAAAAAUCCGAAGAUCACGUUUCUGAAAAGAAAUCUGAAGAUAAUUCAAGCGAUAAACCAAAAGUUAAUGCUCAAGAGCAGACUGUUGAGUCUAAUAACUUAACAACUGCUGAAGAUGAAUGUAAUAAGAAGGAAGAACUUACUGAUGAGAUAAAAGAUGAAGUAAAAAGUGUAAGUGAUAAAACCAAUGCAAAUAUUUCACUAGAUAUAACAGGAAAUGAUAAAACUAAUGAAGAAUCUGAAGAUCACGUUUCUGAAAAGAAAUCUGAAGAUAAUUCAAGCGAUAAACCAAAAGUUAAUGCUCAAGAGCAGACUGUUGAGUCUAAUAACUUAACAACUGCUGAAGAUGAAUCUAAUAAGAAGGAAGAACCUACUGAUGUGAUAAAUGAUGAAGUAAAAAAUGUAAGCGAUACAACCAAUGCAAAUAUGUCAGAAGAUAUAAUAGGAAGUGAUAAAAUUAAUGCAAAAUCCGAAGAUCACGUUUCUGAAAAGAAAUCUGAAGAUAAUUCAAGCGAUAAACCAAAAGUUAUUGCUCAAGAGCAGAAUAUUAUAUCUGAAGACUUAUCAAGUGAUGAAGUUAAAAAAUCUCAAGAAGUUUCAAGUAAAAAGUCUGAAGAUAAAUCACAAGACAAUGUUGAGAAUAAAUCAAAUGACUUAACAAACGAUGAAGUUAAACCUGCUCAUAUUUCAAGUAGUAAAUCGGAAUUUCUGCUUAGCGAUCAAACAGAUGAUGAAAAAUUAAAUCUUAAAUCUGACGAGGAUGCUGAAAAAAGUAAUUCUGAAGAUGUAUUAAGCGGCAAAUCGAACAUUAUUGCUCCAGAUAAUUUUGAGAAUAACACAAAUGAUUUAACAAUUGAUGAAGUAAAAAAUAAUGAACAGGACAAAACGAUAACAGAUAAGUCUGUUAAUGUAUCGCAAUUAAAAACUGAAAAUAUAUCAGAACCUGAUGUACAAGUAAUUGACAGUAAAACUCAAGAUAUUUCAAGCAUUAGUACUCAAGAGAAUACAAAGAAUACCGAUAAAGAUGAAAUUAGUCAAAUGAAAUCAAUAGAUCAAUCUGAUGUGGUUUAUUCAUUAACAACAGAAAAUGCUCAGGCGAAAAAUAAGUCAAAUGAUUCAAUGAAGAAUUUAGUAGAAACUAUUGAAAACGAAAAUGUAUUGACCGAUGAAUCUGUGGAUCAUAAGAAGGAAGUUGCUGAAAAUAAAAAUGAUGAUAGUUCAAAUGAUUUAGCAGGCGUUAUUGUUGAAAAAAAUAUUAAGAGUAAGUCAAUUGAUUCGAUAAUUGAUGAAGUAGAAAAUAAUCAAACAUUUUCAACAGAAAAGUUAAUAGAUUUACCUACAGGAACAGAAGAACAAAAAUCAGGUAAUAACGAUGAUCUUAAUAAAGAAUUAAAUGAUAAAUCAGAUGAUAUGGAAAAAGAUAAAUUACCAAGUAUAAGCGAAUCAACUAAUGAAAAUGUAUCAGAAGUUUUGGCCAAUAUGGAUGUCUCUGAUAAGAAAUCUGAAGUUCUUGAUACGUAUUCUGCAGAUUCUUCAAGCAACAAAUCAAAUAUUGUUACUCAAGAAAGUGACGAGAAUAAGUUAAAUGAUGAAGUUCAAAAUAAUGAAAAAGUCAAACCUAGCACAAGCACGAGUGAUGCAACAAAUGCAAAUAUAUCAGAUCUUCCGUCUGAUGGUGAAAAUGAUAAAAUUAAUCAAAAAUCUGAAGAAAAAUGUUCUGAAAAGAAAUCUGAAGAUUGUACAAGCGAUAAAUCAAAAACUAUUGAUCAAGAGAAUAAGUUAACAGGCGAAGUUACAGAUCAGGUUAAUAAAAAUGAAUCCGAAUCAAUUGACAAAAACGUGAAAACCAAUGAUAAAUCAGACGAUAUAAUAAAUGACAAUACAGAUAACGUUAAUGUAUUAGAAAAUGAACAUAAAUCAAUUGAUGAUAAAGAUAAUAAAGAAGUAGAAAAUGUGAAAGUUGAGAGCAAUACAAAUUCUGAAGAUAUUGACGUUGAUAAAUCAUCUAAUUUUUCAGCAAAUAAGACAGAAACAAAACCUGAAGAUGUAAUUGAUGAUAAGUCAAGAAACCAGGAACAUAACAAUAAUUUGGUGAGUGAUGAAACGUGUAAAGAUAAAGAACAGAAAUCAUCUAAUAUGACAACUGAAAAAUAUGAGAAUGUUCAUGAAGUAAUGAAAGAAAAUAAACCUAAAGAUGUAAUGAUCGAUAAUUCAUACGUUGAACAUAAAAACAAUGAGAUUAUUGACCCAGUUCAUAAAUUAGAUAAUAAACAAACAGAUAAAAAUAUAGAUUCUGCUAUUAAACUUUUAGAAAAAGGACAUAAAACUGAAGAUGUAGAAGAUAUCAUUGAUAAAUUGAAUAUUAUUCCUGAUUCUGCUGAGUAUGUUCCAAAUAAUGAAAAUGCUAAAAAUGAAGAAACUGAUGGUACAGUGACUGAGGUAAAAGAUACUGCAAAAGUAGAAGAGGAAAAUAAAUCUACUGGUGUGACUGAAGGAGUAUUAAAUCUAUCACAAGAUAAGUUAGCACAUGAUGAAGAUGAUCUAAAUAUCAAACAAGAAGAACAUGUUGAAGUGAAAAAUGAAAAUAAAUCUGAAGAUUUAAAAAUUAAUGCAUUGGAUAGUGUUGAAGAACAUGAAGAUAACAAUAAUACGAUGGUUUGGAAGAUCAAUCAGCUAAAGAAGUAG